Messenger RNA from Pseudopipra pipra, 603 nucleotides. Its product is annotated as transcription initiation factor TFIID subunit 4-like. NCBI's taxonomy places the organism in Eukaryota, Metazoa, Chordata, Aves, Passeriformes, Pipridae. The transcript has 2 exons. The record is from RefSeq and is a predicted model, not a curated record. Bases 1 to 603 code for a protein of 200 amino acids.
AUGGCCGCGGGGCGCGCAGCGGGCGCGGAGCGGAGCGGGCGCGGCGCCCGCCCGGCCGCUUUGUGCACGGCGAGGCCGGCGGCGGGGGCCCGGCCCCGGCCCCGCGCGGAGCCCGCGCCCCCCGGGACCCCGCCGGGCCGCGGCCGCUCCGGCGGCCCUCGGUCCCCGCUGCCGCUCCGCGCCGGGGACGCGCUGGAAAACAAAGGGGCGAAGAAAGUGCCGAAAACUGCCCCGGCGGCGACGGGCCCGGCCCCGCGGAGCCCCGCACCCCGCGGCCCGCACGGCCAGGCCACGCACAGUAACGGCGGUUCUUGUUCCCCGCGGGCGGCUCGUAAUUUUGGGAGCAGAGGGCAGCAGGAAGUUGGCUCCAGCCCCUCUCCCGCGCAGCAAUGCCGGCUGCAGCAGCGCUCGCCCUCGGCCGUGGAGCCCCUGGACCCUUCCUCCCACCCUGACGCUGCCUUUUGUUCCCGCAGGACCGAGCCAAGGUUCUGCUCGGUGGGCCGAGGCAGCACAGGCAGCUCCGCGUGCCUGGCACCGUCGCCUGGCCUUGUUGUGGCCACUGUCACACCAGGGCCCGGUGGUGGCCGCUCUGACAAAAGCUAA